Molecule: messenger RNA, 2382 nt
Organism: Komagataella phaffii GS115
Lineage: Eukaryota; Fungi; Ascomycota; Pichiomycetes; Pichiales; Pichiaceae
Exons: 1
Coding region: 1-2382 (793 amino acids)
Biological process (GO): carbohydrate metabolic process; ergosteryl 3-beta-D-glucoside catabolic process
Molecular function (GO): steryl-beta-glucosidase activity
Source: RefSeq, a predicted model, not a curated record
AUGUUAUCAGGCUACCCUGAACCUCAAUACUCCAAAAUCCCUUCUUCCCCUACACUCAACUCGGUCACUAAUUUGGAAAUGUACAAGCUAAAGGCAGACGGUUUGGCAUCGAAUUCGAUCCUCACCACAGAUUCACACGGCAAUUUCGUCGAGGAAUCCACCGGAAGGAAGAUCACUCUUAGAGGGGUUAAUCUUGAUGCUACCGCUAAGCUACCUCUAAACCAAACUACGUACAAACCCAGAGGCAAGAAGAUCUUCUAUGAAGGCGACACAGUCUCGUUCGUGGGGCGACCCUUCCCACUAGAGGAUGCUAUGAUACACAUUAACAGGAUCAAAUCAUACGGAUUCAAUACGAUUCGAUUCAUCAUUACGUGGGAGGCGAUCGAACACGAAGGCCCAGGAAAAUAUGACGAGGAUUACAUUAACUACACCAUCGAGUUGCUCAAGAUUAUACAUGAUGCUAAAGGGUUGUACGUAUUCAUUGAUCCUCAUCAAGACGUGUGGUCUAGAUUUACUGGUGGUAGUGGUGCUCCAUUAUGGACUAUUUAUGCUGCUGGGUUGGAUCCAACAAGUUUCCAUAAUACAGAAGCUGCGUUCGUACAAAACAACUCUAAGGAUCCCCAGAAUUAUACCAAAAUGGUUUGGACCUCAAAUUACUACAGGUUGGCAACCCAAACAUUGUUCACUAUGUUUUUCAGCGGCAAAACGUUCUUUCCCAAGUGCAUCAUUAAUGGCGAGAACAUCCAGUAUUAUUUGCAGAGGCAUUUCAUUGCUUCCGUGGCUCAUUUCUUUUCUAGGCUCAAAGAAACUGCUCCUUAUGUAUUGCACCAAACCGUAAUUGGGGUUGAAUCAAUGAAUGAGCCUAACUCCGGACUUUUGGGUUUCAAAGAUCUUUCCAAAAUUCCAGACGAUCAACAACUGCGAAUUGAUACAACCCCUACUGUAUUCCAGUCUUUGAUGACAUGCAACGAUAUUCCUUGUGAGGUCGACACAUACUAUAUAUCGGUUUUCGGUCCAAGAAAGUCUGGGAGUCGCUUAGUCAAUGAACAGGGAGAAGUUUUGUGGUUGAAAAAUGACGAGGCAGAUCGGAAAUACAACUUCAAAAGGGACCCUGGAUGGAAAAUUGGCCAUUGUCCUUAUGAACUACAUGGGAUAUGGGAUUCCGAUGCUCUAACGUUAAUGAAGCCUGAUUAUUUUGCUGUUCAUCCGUUGACCGGUGAAGAAGUAGAUAUUGAUUAUUUCAUUAAUCACGAGUUUGUGGAACAUUAUAAGGAAUAUAAAGCUGCCAUAAGGGCAAUAGACCCAGAUAUCUUUAUGUUUAUGCAACCACCAGUAAUGGAGGUGCCUCCAGUUUUAGUAGAUUCUCCAGUUAUUGACGACAAGACAGUGAACUGUCAGCAUUAUUACGAUGGGAUGUCACUUAUGUUCAAAACUUGGAAUACCAAGUACAACAUUGAUACUUUAGGUAUAAUGAGAAAAAGAUACAGCAAUCCAAUAUUUGCCAUUGUAUUUGGAGAAAAGAACAUAAGGAAGUCGCUUCGGUCCCAGUUGGGUGAGAUGAAGAAAGAGAGUCGUAAAAAUUUGGGGGCUAAGGUGCCUGUUCUAAUUACAGAAACCGGAAUGCCAUUUGAUAUGGAUGAUAAAGCUGCUUUUUCGAACGGUAAUUAUACUUCACAAACGAAGGCUUUAGAUGCUCUUGGAUAUGCCUUGGAAGGAAACAAUUUGAGUGUGACCUAUUGGACUUAUACUUCGACUAACUGCCAUAAGUGGGGAGAUCGAUGGAAUAACGAAGAUUUUUCUUUAUGGUCUCACGAUGAUCGUGCUGCUUCUUUUGACGAUGAUAGAUUCAGUCUUAGAAGCAAUUUUUUGUAUGAAAGUGAAGACGAUCAAACUUUCACGACCACCCUAAGUAAAUCAAAGGACGACUUCAAGGUAGUCCAAACCAGGGAAUACCACAGAGGUGGGGGAUACCAAUCAAUAUGGAACGGUACUAGAGCCCUGAAAGCAAUAUUGAGACCAUACCCAGUAUUUGUCAAUGGUGUUGUAAAAUGCUGUGAGUACGAUCUUCAAGGCUCCAAGUUUCAAUUGACAAUCGACUCGGACCGUGUGCAUUCCAGUACAAAAGCAUUAACAGAGAUAUUUGUUCCCAGAGUCAUAUUUCAUCCUAGCAAGAUCAAAGUAUCCUGUUCAUCGGGAACAUUUGUUUUAGGCAAUGAUUCAGUUCAGGUAUUGCGAUGGGACCAUGAUAUUAAUGCAGGAGAUCAAGAGAUAACUAUACACUUGAGUGAUUCAGAUGCAGAAUUAUCUGAGAAAGUCGGAAAUAGUCGAUUAAGAGAUCUGCUGUGUGGCUGUUUUAAGUCUGUUCAAAACAUCUUAUGUUAA